GGGUCAUAUGACAUCGCAGAGAUCUUGUGACGAGGGAGUGAUUGUGUUUUGCUAGAAAAGAGCCUGAGCAGCGCAAAACAAAGCGAAAAUGAGAUACACUCUCGGUUACAUUUUCUCGGCGUCCUUCGUAUCGGUGGCCACCGUAUUGAUCCUGUACCAUGUACUCACGGGCAAGGGUGAGCGGGUCAGUGUAGGAUGGUUCCUGGAGGAAACUUCCCCGUACAUGUGGGCCACCCUCGGAAUCGGGUUCGCAGUCGCCCUGUCCGUGGUUGGUGCGGCUUUGGGAAUCCAUACGACCGGAGUGAGCAUUGUGGGUGGUGGAGUUAAGGCCCCGCGCAUCAAGACGAAGAACCUCAUCUCCGUCAUCUUCUGCGAAGCAGUAGCCAUCUAUGGGCUGAUCACCGCCAUCGUCCUUUCCGGUAUGCUGGACAGUUUCAAGUGGUCCGUCGUGGCAACCAACGAGAACGUCCGCAACAACAACUGGAUGUCCGGUUAUGUAAUGUUUGGUGCUGGAACGGCCGUCGGACUGGUCAAUCUGUUCUGCGGUAUCGCCGUCGGAAUCGUUGGUUCCGGUGCAGCCCUGGCCGAUGCAGCCAACUCGGCACUGUUCGUCAAGAUUUUGAUCGUUGAGAUUUUCGGCUCUGCCAUCGGCCUGUUCGGAUUGAUUGUCGGUAUUUACAUGACCUCGAAGGUGAAGAUGGGUGACAAGGAGUAGGAAGGUACAAAGCAGAACACCAAUCGUAAAGCACAAUUGCUUCCAACAGAAAUGCUGGGUCAACAGUAACCAACAGAAAUCAAUUCCAGAAGUAUUCCACAACUCAACCCUUCUCUCGGUUGGAACUAUGAGCAAAGAACGCAUAUUGGGUUUAAGAUGAUUGUUAUUUAAUUUGCUAGUUUACAAUUGAAUCCUCGUCGAUCGCCGUUCUGCGAGGGAAGAUUACUUACUGCUUUUGGCCAUUCCAUACCUUCCAACCGACAUCGUGAAAAGUAAGAUCGUAAACAUCUGCUCAUCUUACACGAUAUACUAAGAGCUGCGUUGUGUAUCAAACCGUAGAGCGUAGAAAAUCACUGUAUUUUUCCUUGUACAUAAACGCGGCACAGACUGUUAACGGUUUGAUUACUUUUGUUUUGUUUUGCAUAAUUUUUCCUCCUUUCGUUUGUUGCGUUUAUCUAGGAUCGUCGUGUAUAGAAGAAAAAAAAACUUGAUACCCAUCAUUAUCCAUCCCUAGCUUAAUUAUGGAUCC
This is a messenger RNA of Anopheles coustani, 1244 nucleotides long. It is a transcript of the gene VhaPPA1-1, whose product is annotated as V-type proton ATPase 21 kDa proteolipid subunit c''. Gene Ontology annotation, biological process: proton transmembrane transport. The record is from RefSeq and is a predicted model, not a curated record. Gene Ontology annotation, cellular component: proton-transporting V-type ATPase, V0 domain. Gene Ontology annotation, molecular function: proton-transporting ATPase activity, rotational mechanism. Bases 89 to 715 code for a protein of 208 amino acids. The transcript has 3 exons. NCBI's taxonomy places the organism in Eukaryota, Metazoa, Arthropoda, Insecta, Diptera, Culicidae.